Rhinocladiella mackenziei CBS 650.93 is the source of this 237-nucleotide messenger RNA. RefSeq lists its product as uncharacterized. NCBI's taxonomy places the organism in Eukaryota, Fungi, Ascomycota, Eurotiomycetes, Chaetothyriales, Herpotrichiellaceae. Bases 1 to 237 code for a protein of 78 amino acids. The record is from RefSeq and is a predicted model, not a curated record. The transcript has a single exon.
AUGGCUGCAUCGACACUCGUGACUGUCGAACAAUUGGCAAUCACGGCUGCCGUUCCACACGAGAACCUCGCUAUGGCCAUCGUCCUCCUCUCCGUGGUCACUGGUAUCGGUGGCUCGAUGGGCCAAACCAUCUCCGGGGCCAUCUGGACUCAAACUUUGCCGAGCAAAUUAUACGAAUACCUCCCCGAUGAUUUCAAGGAUCAAAGCCUGACAAUCUACGGCGACCUCGUGGUGUAA